AUGGUGGCCACAUUCGCCAUCAUCUCGGCCCUCCUCACCUCUUCCUCUGUCUCUGCCCAGGAUACCACCCCAUACGACUGUGCAAAGGUCUCCGUUUCUGGAAACUCCUACGACAUCUCUGCCUUGAAGAAAACAUACCUGGUCAAGGGUGAGGAUACGCCAGUAUAUCCUAAUAAGCAGCGGGUCGACUAUUUCGUGAACCCCUGCCAGGCUAUUGUUGUCCCCGACGCUGAGGUCAAGCAGCACUGUGUCGCUGGCGCUUGGGUCUGCCAGGAUACAAAGGUCAUCUUUGAAGACGGCGAGUCCAAGACUCUCUCCCUUCUGCCCAUUGCCGGAACUGCACCCGCCGCAGAUGGCAUCCCAGCACGCGAGGUCGCUCCUCUUGCCGCCCUCGCCGACAAGAUUGAGAACGUUGCCGAGGUGCCAUGGACCUUGACCUUGAAGGGAGGAUUGAUCAAGGGACAGGACCAGUCGGCCGUUAUCACCUUUAUCUGUGAUGCUUCAGUUACCGAUGAUAACCUUGCACCUACGCUGACCGGAUACCAGAACGGAGUGGCGAGCUUCUCAUGGAAGCACAAGUCUGCUUGCGCUGUCCACCUUCAGUUGCCUGUCCAGGAGAGCAUGAGCGGAUUCAGCGUGUUCUUGACAGUGUUCUUUUCAUUUGCUUUCAUCUACCUUGUCCUCGGCGCAGUGUACAACCACCAGGUCUAUGGUGCCAAGGGACUCGACCUCCUUCCCCACAAGGAUUUCUGGAGAGACUUCCCCACCCUGGUGGUUGAUGUUGUUCAUCACGUCUGGGAUUCAGUUACAGGACGCGCCAGAGGAGGUGGAUACGUGUCCGUGUAA
This is a messenger RNA of Linnemannia hyalina, 846 nucleotides long. NCBI's taxonomy places the organism in Eukaryota, Fungi, Mortierellomycota, Mortierellomycetes, Mortierellales, Mortierellaceae. The record is from the annotation of a GenBank genome assembly.